Rhizopus microsporus ATCC 52813 is the source of this 1704-nucleotide messenger RNA. Its product is annotated as P-loop containing nucleoside triphosphate hydrolase protein. The transcript has 8 exons. Lineage: Eukaryota; Fungi; Mucoromycota; Mucoromycetes; Mucorales; Rhizopodaceae. Bases 1 to 1704 code for a protein of 567 amino acids. The record is from RefSeq and is a predicted model, not a curated record. Gene Ontology annotation, molecular function: ATP binding; ATP hydrolysis activity.
AUGAUUGAAAAAGACAACUCGGGGCAGCUGUGGGUUGAUAAGUAUAGACCCAAGACAUACUCUGAUCUGACAGGUGAUCAGCGUCUGUUUCGUGAAGUGUUAAGAUGGAUCAAGCAGUGGGAUUUCUGUGUUUUUGGAAAACAGCCACCACAAGAAACACAGCGUGAUAAAAGCAAUGAUUCUUUAAAACGCCCAGAGAAAAAGAUUCUGCUACUCUCUGGUCCACCAGGCUUUGGUAAAACGACGCUUGCGCAUGUGAUAGCUAAGCUAUCGGGUUACAACAUUAUUGAAGUCAAUGCAAGUGAUGAUCGUACGGGAGAUGUUGUAAAGACAAAAAUCAAAUCAGCACUGGAAAUGCAAGCUAUCAUAAGAGAUUCAAACACAGAGGAGGAUGGCAAGCGCACCAUGACAAUGAGCCAAAAGCCAAAUCUUUUGAUUAUUGAUGAAAUUGAUGGAGUCAGCGGUAGCUCUGGAAGUAGUGGGACAGAUAGUUUUAUACAGCAAUUAGUACAGCUGGCAAGUGUAGAGAUAGAAGAGGACAAGAAAAAAAGAACCAAAUCAAAACCAUUACUGAGACCUAUCAUAUGUAUUUGUAAUGACGCAUAUACGCCUGUCCUUCGUCCCUUGAGGGCCAUUGCGCACUCAAUACAGUUUAGAAAAGUGCCAAUGAUGACCAUUGCAAAACGAUUAGAGUACAUUUGUGAGAAUGAAGGAUUAGAGACAGAUCAAAGAACGCUCUGUAUGUUGGCAGAGAUAACAGAUGGUGAUAUUCGAAGCUGCCUAAACACGUUACAGUUUAUUCGAUCUAAAAGCAGAGUGUUUAAAAGAGAAAUGCUAAACGAAGUAGGACUCGGCAAAAAGGAUAUGACACAAUCUUUAUUUUCAGUGUGGGAAAGUUUGUUCUGUAAACCAAGCUCACAUCAAAAGACCUCUGUUCAGACCGAAAAGGACGGAAGAUACCUUAAUCGAUUAACAGAGUCUAUUGCUUCCAACGGUGAAAUCGAACGUAUCAUGCAAGGAUGUUUUGAGUCUUAUCCAUUGAUGAGAUUUCAUGAUGUAGCUAUGCAAAAAGUGGUUAGAAUUAGCGAAUGGCUUGACUUUUAUGACCAACUCAAUCAUCGUACAUCAGAACGACAAGAGUUUGAAUUGUAUAAAUACUUACCGUACCCUCUUGUUAACUUCCAUCGAUUCUUUGCUGGCACAACCAUGCAGGAACAUCGGGUGGAGUAUCCUAGAAUGGACUAUCAAGUCUUUUCAGCAAAAAAGCAGUUUGAAAAUCUCAUUGAAAUAUUCUUGUCUGGUGUUGGUGCAACUAAACGAAGAUAUUUAAACAAGACUAUUAUCAGCAAAGAGUUUGUGCCUCGCUUGAUGCAUGUCAUCUCGCCUGAUCUAAGGCCAGUGAAUAAGCAAUUGAUUAAACCAGAGGAAAAGAAAGUGCUUGCGAGACUGGUAGACAUUAUGAUUGAAUACGGGUUAUCAUUCAUACAAGAAAGGACAGAGGAUGGACAGUUUUUAUAUAAGCUUGAACCGCCUGUUGAGCAAUUGCUACAGUUCGAAUUAUCAAGUCCAAAGGCAAUUUUACCAAGGCAGUAUGCAGUUAGACAAAUGAUCGCACAAGAGAUUGAAAAAGAGAUUUUGAAAAGAAAAGAGAAUAUGCUUGCUUUACGUGGAGGAGUGAAAAAGGCGCCAGUUGAUGAAAGGUAA